AUGUCGAGUGGAAAGGGCAAGAUGGUGCUGCUGCUGGCAGUCUUUGUUGCAGCUGCUCUCAAGACAACUGUGGCUCAGGAUUAUUGUAAACCGGAUUUGUGUGAUCCCGGCAAUGAUCACAUUGGGUGUAACAACCCGGGAGGCUUCACCAGCAACUGUCCGGCCGGCGCCAAGGUGGUUAAGAUGACUGACGAGCUGAAGAAGAUCAUCCUGGACGAGCACAACAAGUACCGUAGCACCGUAGCCACUGGAGGUCUUAAAUGGCUUCCGAAGGCCAAGCAGAUGACUACGAUGACUUGGGAUGAUGAGCUGGCUAAGCUGGCCAAGCUGAAUGCUAACCGGUGUGUGCAGAAGCACGACGAUUGCCACAACACUGCCAAACAUCGUUACUCGGGUCAGAAUUUGAACCACAUCAUGACGACGGCUCCAUCGAUCGACAACAUCCCGCAGGUGAUCAAGGAUCUCAUCUCGUCCUGGUGGGACGAGCGUCUCGAUGUGAACUCGCGCAUGGUUAAGGCGAUGUACGAUCCGGGCAGACACACCAUGAUCUUCCACUUCGCUGUAAUGGCUGCGGAUAAGGCAAACAAGAUCGGGUGCGCCAUCAGCCAGUGGCCAGAAAAUGGAAACCCCUACAUGUAUCUGGUGUGCAACUAUUCUUUCACGGACAUUGUUGGUCUGCCAAUGUAUGCCCAGGGUGAGCCGUGCUCUGGAUGUACGAAGGGUUGUAACUCCGCUUACGAAGGUCUCUGCAAUCCCGACGAACCCGUUUCCGUUCCAUAUUAA
Messenger RNA from Anopheles marshallii, 783 nucleotides. RefSeq names its product antigen 5 like allergen Cul n 1-like. The transcript has 3 exons. Bases 1 to 783 code for a protein of 260 amino acids. The record is from RefSeq and is a predicted model, not a curated record. NCBI's taxonomy places the organism in Eukaryota, Metazoa, Arthropoda, Insecta, Diptera, Culicidae.